AGCUGCAGGAGGAGGAAAACAUGGCGGUGCCAGAGUUCCUCCAGACGGCAGAGUUACUGAAACAAGGGGCAGAAGCUCGAGUGUACCGGGCAGAGUUUCUGGGGAAGCCGGCGAUAGUGAAAGAAAGGUUCCCGAAACGUUACAGACACCCGACGCUGGACGAGAAGCUCACACACCGCCGGACGACGCAGGAGGUUCGGUCCAUACUGCGGUGCCGGAGAGCAGGCAUCUGUGCACCUGUUGUCUACUUCGUGGACUACACCUCUCACUGUAUUUUCUUGGAGGAAAUCAUUGGUUCCUCGACGGUGCGUGACCACAUUGCGUCCGCUCAGCAGUCUGACUCCGGUACAGAGCAGAAGCUGCAGCAGCUGGCCGAGCGUGUGGGUCAGAUCCUGGCCAGAAUGCACGAUGAGGACGUCAUACACGGAGACCUGACCACCUCCAACAUGCUGCUCAGACACAGCCAGAAGGACGGAGAGCCCGAGCUGGUCCUCAUCGACUUUGGCCUGAGCUACAUCUCGGCUCUGCCGGAAGACAAGGGGGUGGACCUGUACGUGCUGGAGAAGGCUUUCCUCAGCACCCACCCCAACACCGAGGCGCUGUUCGAGAAGCUGCUGAAGAGCUACGCCGCAUCGUCCAAGAAGUCGUCGGCUGUCAUCAAGAAGCUCGAUGAGGUUCGGUUGAGAGGGAGGAAGAGGUCCAUGGUGGGAUGAUGGUGCAUGUUGUGCACAAGGACAAGCUUCUGGUGCUUCAGUUUGUGAGAACACAGUGACAUGAUGAAGACUGUGUAUGUAAAGUAAGAUCAUAAAGUAAAUAAAGUUUUAUACCAAUGAA
Stegastes partitus (bicolor damselfish) is the source of this 834-nucleotide messenger RNA. RefSeq names its product TP53 regulating kinase (gene tp53rk). The record is from RefSeq and is a predicted model, not a curated record. Bases 21 to 713 code for a protein of 230 amino acids. Gene Ontology annotation, cellular component: nucleus; cytosol; EKC/KEOPS complex. NCBI's taxonomy places the organism in Eukaryota, Metazoa, Chordata, Actinopteri, Pomacentridae. Gene Ontology annotation, molecular function: protein serine/threonine kinase activity; ATP binding. The transcript is spliced from 2 exons. Gene Ontology annotation, biological process: protein phosphorylation.